Messenger RNA from Emiliania huxleyi CCMP1516, 843 nucleotides. RefSeq lists its product as hypothetical. Bases 1 to 843 code for a protein of 280 amino acids. The record is from RefSeq and is a predicted model, not a curated record. The transcript has a single exon. Lineage: Eukaryota; Haptophyta; Isochrysidales; Noelaerhabdaceae.
AUGGGCUGGCUCUCCGAAAAGAGCACAAAAUCACGAGCGCAGCCCAACGCCGAGACAGCGGUCGCCGAGCUUCGUGCCGAAAUGGCACGACGCGGAUCACCGAUCGACCUGCCGACGGACGACGUCCUCCGGUUCGCGAAAGCGCGCAAGCUGAACGCGGUCAAGGCGGCUGACAUGCUGCAGGCCGAUCUCGAGUGGCGGCAGGCGCGGCGCGUGGAGGAGCGCCGCGAAGAGCCGGCGGAGGACAUCCUUGGAAAGCCGAUCGCGGCGCUGCAGCAGGUGCUACCCCACGUAUGCAGCCCGGGAGUCGACAAGCUGGGCCGUCCCAUCAUCUUCAAGCACUUCGGUGGCCAGUGCUCCUUUUCGCGCCUGUGCCCAGACCGCGAGAGCGUCGACCGGCUCUGCGAGUACAAUUGGUGGGUAAACGAGCAGUACUGCAAGCGGCUCGCAGCCCUUGGCGCGGAGCAGUGGGUUGUGGUCAUCGACGCCAAGGGCUGGCAGCCAGGCUUGAUCGAUCGGACGGCUCUGCGAGUGCUCAAGUCGAUGGCCGACACAGACGCCGACCACUACCCGGAGCGGCUCGGCGGAUUGGUCGUCUUGAAUGCGCCGGCCUCGCUCGCCCUCGUGUGGCGAAUCGUCAAGACGUGGCUCGACGAGAAGACCAAGGCCAAGGUCGACAUCAUCUCCAGUUCCGACCCAAAACGCGCGACCGAGCGGCUGCACGGCCUCGCCGCGCCAGACCAGCUGCCGGAGCAGUACGCAGGUACGGCGCCGCCGCUCGAGGCGUGGCCGAUUUGGCCGGCAAAGUCAGGGCUGCCUUCUAAGCCGAACGGCGCGAGGUGA